Molecule: messenger RNA, 6698 nt
Organism: Pelobates cultripes (western spadefoot toad)
Lineage: Eukaryota; Metazoa; Chordata; Amphibia; Anura; Pelobatidae
Source: the annotation of a GenBank genome assembly
UUGUAUUAUAUAUAUAUGUUUAUUUAAACAUUUUUAAAUAAGCUUUGUAUAUAUUACUAGCAAUCUUUUUGGGUACCAUUUCCAAAAUAAAAUAAAAAUCAAUAAACACAAAUCGGCAGUGCGUGGUUACACAAUCAGCUGACCACAUGACUGAAAGAGAAAAAUACAUUAUUUACAUAACUUCAAUGGGGGAGUCAGAAUGGAGGCACAGCCUGCAGCCAUUCUGAAAAGUGUUUGGUUUCGUUUUUUUGAGGGAAAGACAUGAGCAGAUUAUGGGGGAAAUGCUUAUAGGGAGAAAGGAGAAAGCAGCUAGUUAAAGAGUUAAUUUAAUCUUUAAGGAAAGAAAGCAAAGAAUGUAGAGAUUCAGCCUGUCUGUACACUAGGUGUGUAUACAUUGUAGGUAGUUUAAAGUAGAUCUCAAUUUGUGAGUUUUAGUUUAAAGAACUUUCCAUUAAAUUUAAAGGCAAUCCAGUGAUAUUUCCAAACCUGCAGCGUGAAUCAUGACUGGUAUCAAAUAGUAUAAAUCUUCCCUUUGAUCCACAAUUUGCCCUGGUUAAUCUGCCCUCACUCUGUGCCCAAGACAGUUAAUCUGUCUCAGCGCUGUGCAAAAUAAAAGGCUGGGGGGCACAAUGCACCAAGGGUCAGCGCUGUUGCAUAGGCGACCUUUAAUAUUGCUUUUAGCAUGCUCAUGUACAAAUAAAUACAAAUUAAGCUGGAAGGAUGUUUAACUUGUGGCCCACACAGAGUUAUUCACUAAAAGGAGAAUUUAAGGGGAUUUCACAUUUUCGGCCAAACUGGAAGCAGAGUGGACUUAUCCAAAUAUUUCCAAAUCGCCUAUUUUGUCCUUUGAACUCUCACCUUGAAUGAAUAAGCCUGACCAUACACUUUAUACGUGAGUACACUGUGUGGCAGAAGGUGUGCAUUACCACUGUGUGUACAACGGGUUUGCUGCAUCAAUCAUUUUGCUUCCUAUGAAAUGAUUUGUGUUCCGGCCAUUGUGAAUAGAUGCAUGUUAACACACACGUACAUCUAUACGUGUGAACAAGUGUUUGUAUAUACAGCCAGUGAGACUUUAUUAAAGCAGUGGCAGAGGAUGAAUGGACAAGGUUCGAUGCGGUGAUGUUAAGUGCUUAUAAUCAUCCAUAUUGUCUGUAGCAGAACGAGGACUAAACAAGAGACAUAAAGUGCAUUUCUCGUGUGCAACAGACACAGCAGCAGAACGAUAGCAGCCCAAGGAGGUCCACGCAGCGAGAUACAGGAGCUUUCUGAGCAAAUCAUUAUGGCGCAGCUGAGGCCAGUGAUAGGACAUAAAGUGCAAUACACAAAGGACAGUGGCAGAAAGUGAGGGCGUUUAAAGUGCUUGUUUAUGGGCAAAUGCGGCUUUAUCUGGCGUAGCCAAAAAGCUUUUAGUACGUUAUUAGUGGAGAGGCUAGUCGUGGGAUAUUGGGAAAAUACUACACACUUCUGCCCAAAAAAGUUGGAGGUAAUUUCUUUUUUAAAAUGGCAGAGUCAUACAGUCAUUGGAGUAAAAAACAAAACAUUAAGACAUGAACAUCCCAGUGAUUCUCAGAUCUCUUCUGUCCUGUAAAGGAAAGCAAAGCACUGGACUGUUAUGCAAUAACAUAACUCUGCCUCUUGUGUUAUGAAACAUCCGGUCUGCAGCCCCGUGUGUCAUCCAACAUCCGGUCUGCAGCCCCGUGUGUCAUCCAACAUCCGGUCUGCAGCCCCGUGUGUCAUCCAACAUCCGGUCUGCAGCCCCGUGUGUCAUCCAACAUCCGGUCUGCAGCCCCGUGUGUCAUCCAACAUCCGGUCUGCAGCCCCGUGUGUCAUCCAACAUCCGGUCUGCAGCCCCGUGUGUCAUCCAACAUCCGGUCUGCAGCCCCGUGUGUCAUCCAACAUCCGGUCUGCAGCCCCGUGUGUCAUCCAACAUCCGGUCUGCAGCCCCGUGUGUCAUCCAACAUCCGGUCUGCAGCCCCGUGUGUCAUCCAACAUCCGGUCUGCAGCCCCGUGUGUCAUCCAACAUCCGGUCUGCAGCCCCGUGUGUCAUCCAACAUCCGAUCUGCAGCCCCGUGUGUCAUCCAACAUCCGAUCUGCAGCCCCGUGUGUCAUCCAACAUCCGAUCUGCAGCCAUGUGUGUUAUCAAACAUCCGAUCUGCAGCCAUGUGUGUUAUCAAACAUCCGAUCUGCAGCCAUGUGUGUUAUCAAACAUCCGAUCUGCAGCCAUGUGUGUUAUCAAACAUCCGAUCUGCAGCCAUGUGUGUUAUCAAACAUCCGAUCUGCAGCCCCGUGUGUUAUCAAACAUCCGAUCUGCAGCCAUCAACAUCCGGUCUGCAGCCCCGUGUGUCAUCCAACAUCCGGUCUGCAGCCCCGUGUGUCAUCCAACAUCCGAUCUGCAGCCAUGUGUGUUAUCAAACAUCCGAUCUGCAGCCAUGUGUGUUAUCAAACAUCCGAUCUGCAACCAUGUGUGUUAUCAAACAUCCGAUCUGCAGCCAUGUGUGUUAUCAAACAUCCGAUCUGCAGCCCCGUGUGUUAUCAAACAUCCGAUCUGCAGCCAUGUGUGUUAUCAAACAUCCGAUCUGCAGCCGUGUGUUAUCAAACAUCCGAUAAGCAGCCCCGUGUGUUAUCAAACAUCCGAUCUGCAGCCAUGUGUGUUAUCAAACAUCCGAUCUGCAGCCCCGUGUGUUAUCAAACAUCCGAUCUGCAGCCAUGUGUGUUAUCAAACAUCCGAUCUGCAGCCGUGUGUUAUCAAACAUCCGAUCUGCAGCCGUGUAUCAAACAUCCGAUCUGCAGCCGUGUGUUAUCAAACAUCCGAUAUGCAGCCCCGUGUGUUAUCAAACAUCCGAUGUGUGUUAUCAAACAUCCGAUCUGCAGCCGUGCAUCAAACAUCCGAUCUGCAGCCAUGUGUGUUAUCAAACAUCCGAUCUGCAGCCGUGUGUUAUCAAACAUCCGAUAUGCAGCCCCGUGUGUUAUCAAACAUCCGAUCUGCAGCCAUGUGUGUUAUCAAACAUCCGAUCUGCAGCCGUGUGUUAUCAAACAUCCGAUAUGCAGCCCCGUGUUAUCAAACAUCCGAUAUGCAGCCCCGUGUGUUAUCAAACAUCCGAUCUGCAGCCAUGUGUGUUAUCAAACAUCCGAUCUGCAGCCGUGUGUUAUCAAACAUCCGAUAUGCAGCCCCGUGUGUUAUCAAACAUCCGAUCUGCAGCCAUGUGUGUUAUCAAACAUCCGAUCUGCAGCCGUGUGUUAUCAAACAUCCGAUAUGCAGCCCCGUGUGUUAUCAAACAUCCGAUCUGCAGCCCCGUGUGUUAUCAAACAUCCGAUCUGCAGCCCAGUGUGUUAUCAAACAUCCGAUCUGCAGCCCCGUGUGUUAUCAAACAUCCGAUCUGCAGCCCAGUGUGUUAUCAAACAUCCGAUCUGCAGCCAUGUAUGUGAUCAAACAUCCGAUCUGCAGCCCUGUGUGUUUUCAAACAUCCGAUCUGCAGCCCUGUGUGUUUUCAAACAUCCGAUCUACAGCCCUGUGUGUGAUCAAACAUCCGAUCUGCAGCCCAGUGUGUUAUCAAACAUCCGAUCUGCAGCCAUGUGUGUUAUUAAACAUCCGAUCUGCAGCUCCGUCUGUUAUCAAACAUCCGAUAUGCAGCCCCGUGUGUUAUCAAACAUCCGAUCUGCAGCCCCGUGUGUUAUCAAACAUCCGAUCUGCAGCCCAGUGUGUUAUCAAACAUCCGAUCUGCAGCCAUGUAUGUGAUCAAACAUCCGAUCUGCAGCCCUGUGUGUUAUUAAACAUCUGAGCUGCAGCUCUGUGUGUCAUACAACAUCCACUUUACAAACAAGAUUUUCAAAUUGAUCCGGAUAUCCUGGAUACUCUUUAUGCGGGCACUGGAUAUGGUUUUGUGAGUUGUGCUUUCAUCGAUGUGAAGAUUUAGUUAUUUCAUAUCUGUGCAGUACUUGAGACAGCAAGUCUCUGAAUAAACCUGCAGCUCAACACGGUCGCAUUCAAUAAUUAAAUCUUACAACAACUCCCCAUAUGCUGGAGACAAGAAAUAACAGCUUUGCAUCAGUCCCCAAAGUACAUGUGUUUAUCAGCAAUUUCACUAACAAAGGAUGUGGCUGUUCUUUCAAUGAUCCAGGGAGGACAAUCUACAAGUCUGACCUAUGAAAGACUCGAGGGGCAUGAAGAUAUUGCUAGGGAGGACUCAAGCAAUAUUUUCAUUACAUCGCUUCCUCAAAGACACGACUGAAAGUGCUAGCUGUAACGAUUAACACAAUGAUAAGUGAAAAGAGGAAACUAAACAAGCUUUCUUAAUUAAUCAUGGACAAUUCCAGGGCAAACACAAAUGGAAAUAAUACUCAAAAUGAAAUUAAGAUAUUACUGAUCCAUGGAACGUCUACAGGUAUGUCUGCUGCUUGAUAUUAGAUCUCGCAACAAUUAACGUAGAUCAUAUAUUUUUUUUUAGCGUUUAUAAUUAACACGUUAUACAUUUAGUAUUACAUGAACAGAUGUCAAUGAAUGUGUCCUUGAGGAAUUAGAUGUAUAUUAUUAGAGGAUGUUGCUUGCAAGAAUCCCAUAUUUAAACUCAUUUUGCACUCUGAUUAUUAGAAAUAGUUAUUUAACAAGACACAAUCAGCAAACCCAUUACAUUUCAAUAUGUGCAUUACUUUUAUUUCUGAUUGUUCUUUUUUUUUUCUUCUUCUACCUAUUACCCAUAUUCUUGGAUGUAAACAACUGGCCUUCCUAGACAGAAAACAGGACCAGCCUAUGAAGUGCACUGGUAACCUGGGAAUCUAUAUAAAAGAAUAAUAAUCUGUGACUCCAAUAGCUCAUUGCUGCUAGUGUAAACAUAUUUAUGGAAAAAGGCAAUUUUCCAGUGCCACCAUAGUGGCACCAGCAUUCUGCAAACUCAAAGGCCAAAACAUGGACCAGAAUGAGGCGUGAUCACAGCUGCACAUUUGUAAACAAUGCUCACAUAGUCUUCAGAGAUCAAGCUCUUUACUGGAAAGUACAGAAUCAUUUAUGGUUAUACCUUAGAGCAGUUAAUCUCUACAAACCCUUAAGUCUGUGCCUCUGGUAGUUUCCGGCUGGGGCCUGAUCUAGCAGUGCUGAGUCUUGGUGCUGUAUGAAUGAGCCCCCGACUUGUCUCACAGUUCAAAUUUUGAUAACGAGAGGUGUCAGGAGGAGGCCGCCGACACACUGAUAUAAAGCUGAAGCCUCCCAAGCAGCAGGCUGGGCAAGAAACAGUUUCCUCAUGAUCCAACACUGAACUUGAAGAAGCAUGUAGUGGAACUGUGCUACCACUCUCUCCUCCUUCACACCCCAAACCAGGAAGCCUGCCCUCCCACAAAUUGCCCUCCAGAGAUCCUAAAGGGCUAGGAUGAAGCACACCUACCCACCCCAUGGGUUUCUUGCAAACUACAUUAUUGUUGUCCGCAAGGUUUAGUCUGCUGGGAGCUUCUGGUUGCUCCUGUUGCCAGGUGCUCACAGGAGGAGAAGGGGAACGAGAAGAUGAUAGAGAAGAUGAGGACGAGUGAGGAGGGAGAGAAGAAACAAGAAAUGGUCGAUUUGUCACUAAACGUGGAAACCUCUGGCAGAAUGUGUUUUCUUCUGUGCUAUCAGGGCUGCUAGAGCAGUCCAUCGGUUCCCCUGUAGGAUUGUCUACAAGCUGAGUGCUCUCUACAUUUUCUCUGCAUUGCUUCCAAAGUCCAUUCCAGUCCAUAGCUCUCUCUGGAGUAUCUUUUCCAACUGGAAGCAUCUUAUCUUGAGAGCCGUGGUCUGGUGAAAAAUCAUUCACAACACAUUCAUGGACUCGGUUGGGUUUUACAGAAUUAGCCACAAACAUCUUAUCUUUCCAUUCCUGAUCUGUCCUUUGUGGAAUAGGAACUCUGGCCACUUUAUUCUCAUUCCACUGAAGAAUGCACCUUUCCACUGGGAUCUCAACUACAUAGUCUACAAAUGUGUUACCAGCACUCUUCUUUGUGGGUAGCUUUUCCUUCUGAUCCUGAAUGGAGUAUAGAGAGACCCAGUCAUUCUUGUCUACAGAUUUAGUAAUUAAUGUAGAUUCUGGGUUUCUAAAAGUAUUGGUGCCUUCAGAAACCAGUGUAGGAUUGUCAGAAUAAUUCUCGAUUUCCAAAGAGUUAUCACAAUUGACCUGUAAGAUGCCAUUUACCGUAGGUCUUUUCUCUAUGUGAUUCUUGCCCAUUCCUUCUAAAUUGACAAAAUCUGGUUCCCGAAUAAGCCUUGCACGGUUACUGACCAACUUAUACGCCCCUCUCUGUAAGGGUGUGCCAAGCAAGGAAGGAUUCUCUCUAUGAGUUAUCUCUGGUGAGGAAGGAAGGGAUCUACAGCGUCUCGGUCUUGUUCCUGGCUGUGAAAAAUCACACUGAGCUUCUACGAUUGGCUCAGGAGUAAUAGGGCUACUUAGCUGAUAAGACAUGGGAGGAGGAAGAUCAAAGGUCAAUGAUAUGACUGAUUUGCUUGGGGUGUCAAACAGCUUGAUGCGACCACCUUUGAGAUCCUCCCGUUGUGAGAAUGGAUUGAUGCGGGCUGGAGUGUCCUGCAAAAGAUCAUCGUAGUGGUCCUGAGUUCCCAAACCAAAUGGAGAUUGUGGUGAAAACACAUCAGACUGACUGCGAGACAAGCGUUGCUCAGGUGGUGUUGGGAGACCCCAGCUGUGCUGCUGAUUAUUCGGGAGCAGAAUAAAAUCUGUGCCUCC